AUGUCUCAUUCUCAGUCCCUUCUCGAGCAGGGCGUACCUUUGGGCCCAACGAUCGUCCCUCAGCCCAACGGACUUCCCCCUGACGAAGAUGAACACGCUGCCAGACUGUCUUCUUGGGCAGACAAAUACCGCGGGGCGACUGUAGCAGACCUGGAUCUUCCUCCUGCGCUUUCGACUUCUCCAAGCACCUCGCUUGCCUCUGCCAUGCUCUCAGCCUCCUCUCAUGACUAUUCUCACUUGACGGUCCUCUCCGAUAACAAUCGCUCCCUUCUGGGUUACCUGCCUGUUUCGAAAUUGAAACACCUCUUUGAAUCAGGAUUGUUGCAGCCCUCUGACCCAGUAUCGAAGGCCAUGGUAAAAUUUCAGCGAGGGGGAGGAAGGAAAUACCAAGUAGUCACAAUGGAGACGGAGUUAUGGGAGCUCGAAGGGUUUUUCGAGGACGUCGGGCCGUUAGCCACAGGCGACAACCAAGACUUUGCCGUCGUCACCGAUGGAGGGAGAAAAUUCGUACUGGGCGUCGUCACUAGGAGUGAUCUGGAGGAGUUUGUGAAGAGAAGGCCUGCUUGA
Molecule: messenger RNA, 567 nt
Organism: Cladophialophora psammophila CBS 110553
Lineage: Eukaryota; Fungi; Ascomycota; Eurotiomycetes; Chaetothyriales; Herpotrichiellaceae
Exons: 1
Coding region: 1-567 (188 amino acids)
Source: RefSeq, a predicted model, not a curated record